Molecule: messenger RNA, 1595 nt
Organism: Arabidopsis lyrata subsp. lyrata
Lineage: Eukaryota; Viridiplantae; Streptophyta; Magnoliopsida; Brassicales; Brassicaceae
Product: protein POLLENLESS 3-LIKE 2
Exons: 4
Coding region: 106-1404 (432 amino acids)
Molecular function (GO): protein binding
Source: RefSeq, a predicted model, not a curated record
AUCCUAACCUUGUUCCCACAUUAAUCCUCCGCCGAGAUUCCUUUUGUCUUCAUCUUCUUCUUCUUCUUCUUCUUCUUCUUCUUCUUCUCCAUUUCGAUUCCAAAGAUGAUGAGAGAUGUAUUCAGGCCGACCAAAUCAGCCCCUUGUUCUCCUGCAAAGCCACUUGGUAUCUCUCGGACUCAAUCUGAAUCAUUUCAUGCUAUCCACAAAGUUCCUGUCGGAGACAGUCCUUAUGUCAGAGCAAAGAAUGUUCAGUUGGUGGAGAAGGAUCCAGAGAGAGCAAUUCCUCUGUUUUGGAAGGCCAUUAAUGCUGGAGAUAGAGUGGACAGUGCUUUGAAAGACAUGGCUAUUGUGAUGAAGCAACAAAACCGCGCUGAAGAAGCCAUUGAAGCUAUUAAAUCACUCAGAGUUAGAUGUUCAGAUCAAGCCCAGGAAUCUCUCGACAAUAUCCUCUUAGAUCUCUACAAGAGGUGUGGGAGAUUAGAUGACCAGAUUGGACUUCUGAAACAUAAGCUCUUCUUGAUACAGAAAGGACUCGCCUUUAAUGGUAAACGAACCAAAACGGCUAGAUCUCAAGGCAAGAAGUUUCAAGUCUCUGUGGAGCAAGAAGCCACUCGGUUACUGGGAAACUUGGGAUGGGCUCUGAUGCAAAGAGACAAUUUUGUGGAAGCUGAAGAUGCAUACAGGAGAGCUUUAUCUAUAGCACCGGACAACAACAAAAUGUGCAACCUUGGUAUCUGCCUUAUGAAGCAAGGAAGGAUCGAUGAGGCCAAAGAGACUUUACGACGUGUGAAACCAGCGGUUGUUGAUGGUCCUAGAGGUGUGGAUUCGCAUCUUAAAGCUUACGAGAGAGCGCAACAGAUGCUGAAUGAUCUUGGAUCUGAGAUGAUGAGAAGAGGAGGAGAUGAUAAGGUUGAACAAAGAAGGCUCUUUGAUGCAAUCUUUGGAUCUUCCUCUAUAUGGCAGCCUCAGCCUUGUAGUGAGCAGAACGUGAAGCCCAAAUCUAAGCCUGGUUUGAGCAAUGGUGAUGGAUUCGGUGAUGAGAACGUGAAGAUGAGUGUGAAUCCACCAGUAGUAGUAAACCCAUUAAGGGUUGAUGCAAAACCGUUCUUCUCUUCAAAGUUGAUCAUCAGUAACAACGAGAAGCUGAAGAGAACGAGAUCGUCGAGCCAAGAGUUGGGGAUAUUGAGUGGUGGUGGUGGUGAUGAUCAUGAAGGAGAGACAAACACAAGCACAAGAAGGAGAUUGUCAAUGGAGAAGAAAGCAACAGACUGUGGAUUACCAGACAACAAAGACUUUGAAGAUGCGAUUUUGGCUGCUGUUUUGGGAACAGAAACCAAAGUGGACAAGAAGAGGCUCAAGGUGUUCCAGGAUAUCACUUUGUGUAUCAAUCAGAAUCUCUAACCACUCUUACUUAUUUUUUAUCAGUCUAAUUUUUAUAAUUCUUAAGUCUAGUGAAGGAAGCAAAAAGGGAGAUGAGCUUAAUUCUUCUUGGUAAUUUAUUAAUGUUUUUGUCAGCUUAAAGUUGCUGCCAUUUUUUUUUUCACAAUUAUUGUCUUAAUUGACCAGUAAUAAAAGUUGAAGUUAUUAGUUUC